Molecule: messenger RNA, 1948 nt
Organism: Actinia tenebrosa (Australian red waratah sea anemone)
Lineage: Eukaryota; Metazoa; Cnidaria; Anthozoa; Actiniaria; Actiniidae
Product: putative G protein-coupled receptor No18
Biological process (GO): G protein-coupled receptor signaling pathway
Cellular component (GO): membrane
Molecular function (GO): G protein-coupled receptor activity
Source: RefSeq, a predicted model, not a curated record
AUGAUUAAGGAAAAAGGAUAUUGUUCAUCGAGAAUAGCUUUUAUUUCGCCCAAAUUAUUCGUUCUUAUCUUUUUUUUGGUUUUAAUGAAGACAACUGAAGUAGCGCUGAAUAAGAACGGAUAACCGCAGGUAAUUCUUUUGACAUGGGAGUUGUUGCUGAUUCCGUCCAUUAGUGCUUCACGACAUCAUUUGGCGGAAUUAUUUUUGAAGUUUUAAAAUAUUGCCUCUCAAAAUGGAAAACAUGGAUUGAAGUAUUUGUGGGGUGGCAUGAAAUUGACUGUUGCAGCAGGAAAAACGUAAACACCAUCCAAUUAUAGACCUUUCACUUAUUUCUAGGAAGAAAUAUAAAUGCGUACUUGAAAGCGUAGAGGAAAAACUUCCUGAGGAGACAUGAACUUCACGAUUUCGGUCAACUUGAACAACACCUUAAAUUUCACAGAAUGGCGCACCAACGGCUCUUUAGAUUACGACAAACGAUCUUCUAUGGCAGUUCUUGCUCAGGCAGCUUCCUUGGCAGUGAUCAUGUUCUCAUCUAUCUUCGGAAAUAUUCUCAUUCUACUGGCUAUCUACAUAAACCGACAUUUACGCGAGAUAACCAGUGUAUUCAUAGCGAAUCUCGCUUGCGCAGACCUUCUCUUAUCUCUCAUAGGAAUGCCAUUUACGUUGGCAUCGUCCAUAACGUAUAACUGGAUCUUUGGUGAGCACGUGUGUAGGUUCCAUGGAAUGGCAAACGGAAUAUUCUGUUUUGCUUCGAUGCUUUCUUUAGCAGCCGUGUCCUUUGAACGGUUUGUUGCCAUAACCAAACCCUUAAAAUACCGUUUGAUCAUGACUCAAAAGACUGUGACAAUCAUGAUAGUAUAUGUAUGGUUCCAAUCGAUUUUCUGUGCGCUGUUGCCUGUGUUUGGCUGGUCGCGUUACACUUAUGUACGCAAUGAAUCGAUGUGUACUGGAGACUGGCCAAGCGAUAUACCAUAUGUACUCUUUCUCUUUGCUCUGAACUUUUUCUUCCCUUUAAUAAUAAUGAGCUAUUGUUACUACCACAUAUUUAAGACAGCAAUCGAUCACUCCAAGCGUAUAAAAACUGCUACUGAAUGCAUCGGAGUUUUGGAUAAAAUAGAACAGCGUCAGAAACCGAAAGACAAUGAACUUGAAAGCAACGUUCGUGAAGAAGAUAUCGCCAAAGAAAUGACCAAAGAAGAAGACCUCGCUCAAAACAAAUCUACCAAAAAAGAACACGAUUUCGCUCAAGUAAAAUCCAUAGAAAUCGAAAUAAAUACUUCUCAGGAAAACAAGAGACAAAGAACAGAAAAGAAAUACAAGCAAGACAAGAAAGCAGCCAAAACUCUUCUACUCGUGAUGGGUACAUUUUUAUUUUGUUGGUUUCCUCACGUUCUCGGCAUGACGUGCCUACUUUUUCCAUCAUGCCCCUGGCCUGACGAAUUCUUCGCGACCACAACAUGGUUGGCAAUGAUGAACAGUGGUUGCAAUCCUAUUAUCUAUGGGCUUCUUAACAGACGGUUUCGACAAAGUUUCAAAAAGUUAAUCUUCUGUGGAAAAUUAGGUAGACGAAUAGAGAACGCAGAGAGUUAGUCACCUGCUUAGGUUUCGUCUCGAGGAGGUUGUCAAAGACCACCUUUUCCAUUUAACACUGCAAAAAACUCGCUCAUUUUCUUUUGAACUCAGAUAAGAGCGGCUUUCGUGUGAGUGGAGAAUAUACUAAUAGCGCGUACAUGGCAUACCGCAUAGCAUUUGAGUUGGAUUUCCAUCGAUUCUCUACAAUUUAUCUAAUUACGGUCUGCGUAUUCCGCACUUUAGAAAGGCAUACAAUCUGCCCUUCCCUGUUCCACUCCUACGAAAUCUGCUUACGUUCAAUGCAGAGAUGCAAUGCAAUGAUAGAACCCGCCCUGUUAUAAUAGCGAUAAAUUCUGUAAGAUUUCUGCCUUUUUGA